AUGUCCUCGACGAUCAUCACGCAAGGAACCGUCGCCCUCGUAUACCCGACCCAGACAAGCUCGAGCAUUUACGUCGACAUGCUACUACUCAAGAUUUGGCUGAACCUUCUGAAGAAGAGGAGGUUGUAGUACCACGCAAGAGAAUGCGGACGGUCAAAUCGACUGCACAGAAUAUUCGUUUCUAUCCUCCUUCUUGGAGGGACGUUCUAGAGGCCGCGAAGAAGAAAUCGCGCCUGGGUUUACUCACUAGCACAGCGUCGAAGCACAGCGAUUUUCUCCAAACCAAGGCCAUCAAAUAUAUCUUAGAAAUGCUCGAUGAUUUUGGAUCUCAAGGUAUAGGUGUCGACAACGGAUACUGGGAUGAACACAAAUCAGAUAUGGCAGUCUUGCUAUGGGACGAUCGUGCUACUAUGUGUUCUGAGAUGAAAAAGGUUGCGCGUCCAAUUGUUCUAGCUCACUAUGAAAUUCUUCCGCAUGAUAUUGACAACGAGGAUGACUGUGAGCGGGAGGAUGGUAGUUUCCUAUGGGAUGGAGUGGAUGCACUGGGCAGGACCAAUAACCUUGCAAACGAGGCCCUGGGCAGCUUCUGUAUGUCCUAUUUUUACAAGGGCGAGAAUGCACUCACGAAGACAUUUCCAGACUUAUUCGCUGAUGCUGUUCCCGAGGGUGCUGUCGCGCUCGCAGCGACUGCGCAACUGAAAUUCGUGGCCGAGUUAUAUCAACCGAUCUACGACAAUGUCAUCAAGCUCUACAACAAUGUAAAGAAGGACCACUAUCACGCCAAGAAAUGCCGGGCCGCCCGAAAGAAAUGGGCUCGUGCUGCAGGGAUACCUAUUGUAGUACGACGCAAUGAUGAUUUGUUUGGUUUUAAUUAUUGUGCACUUUCUGGCUGUACAGAGAGAACCCUUACUGUGGGCUCCGUGACUCUGUCCAGGGUUGUCCAGGGUUGUCAAGUACACCUCUGGUUUGCUGAUGAUCUAACUGUCCUUAGCCAAGUGGUUACCGCAACAGAGUCAAAAUCUGUUUCUCUUGGAGUUGGUUCGAAACCUACUGACUAUAUUUUUGCGGUGUAUAGAUCCUCGGAGGGUUCUAGCACUGUAGCCAUGCAUAUUUUUACUGUGGCGAGCCCCAGUAGGUUCACAGAUAGAGCAUGCAGUCUCAUUCUCCCAUUUGCGCUGCUCGUCCUUUCGAGUUCCUAUGCCCACCUGCUACUUCGUACGCCAACAUUCCGUCCCUUCAUUGCGAUAUUUUGUGAUAUUCGCACAUGGGCCCGCCAGUUUGCACCGGAUUGUGUGAAGUACCGCUCGACAACGCACAUCCAGAUAUACGAUACAAUCCUAAUUCCCCACUGCCUGAUCACACCAAACUUCGUCUCUGCCACCACCAAAGUUCUCACCACACCCCAAAUAGCCGAGCAUCUGAUCAAGGCUUCACGCGUCGUGCCAUUAACCAUACUGCACCAUUGCGAAAGCAAAAACACAACUCACUGCCACACUAGAAGCAUACAAAGAAGCUCUAUCACGCCGGAUGAGCAAGUGCUAUCACGCACGCAAAACCAAGGACAUUUCGCACUGGCAACCUCGCCGGCAGCGUCACUGGCAGAUACCGAUGCUGUCAAAGCAGCGACAACGGCGAGGACAAAGUAG
Molecule: messenger RNA, 1646 nt
Organism: Suillus subalutaceus
Lineage: Eukaryota; Fungi; Basidiomycota; Agaricomycetes; Boletales; Suillaceae
Exons: 13
Source: RefSeq, a predicted model, not a curated record